AUGGGGAAUUUGCCUGAAUUGGAAUUGGUAGGCCUGGUUCAAGAGUCAAAAUCAAAGUACAUCAACAGUCCGAUUGACAUUCAACAACAAUCAACCCGACCCAUGGCUUCUGUAACGCCAGUCGCUUCCAAAAGGCUACCCUACAAUGGCCCGACUUAUGUUCAUGCUCAUCCGCAACUGGGCAACCUGACAGGGCGUUCAAUCAGUUCAAGCCAUUUUGGAAGAUCGUCCACACCCUCUACAACAGUGCAGUUCCGCUCCAUCCCGUACGCUACAAUUCCAAAGCGGUUCGCUGCCUGCAGGACAUUGACCGAAAUACCGUCCGACUUCGAUGGACGACCACACCGUGACUUCACCCAGUUUGGUGCAGCGAAUCCUCAGCUUGCGGGAAUGAGGUCUACCUGGUUCGACUCAUACGGCGGUCCUUUGCAAGAUGACUUUGACAUCGACUUUGACGAGUUUACUUGUCUCACGACGACGAUUUCGGUGCCCCAACAACACCUGAUAGACCUGGUCGAGGGUAACACCCAAGUCCGCCUGCCGGUGAUGGUAUACAUCCAUGGCGGUGGAGCGCAAGAGGGUGUAGGGGCGGUGGAUGGACUUCAUUCAAACGCUCCACUGGCUACAUAUGCUUCGUCGAUAUCGAUGCCCGUAAUCACUGUCAAUAUUGGCUACAGACUCGGCUGGUUUGGGAGCAUGGUCUGUCGCGACGUGCUGGAGGAGUACAGUUCCGACCCGAAUCCCAGUCCACAUGGGCCUUUCAACCAUUGCAUCCAAGACCAGCGUGCUGCGUUCUCGUGGAUCCACCAAUUCAUUGGCGGCUUCGGUGGAGAUGAAUCCAAUGUCACGGCGUUCGGCGAGUCAGCAGGAGGUAUCUUCCUGGUUUACCACAUCGCAGGAUCUAACGAGAAGUUGUUCAAUCGUGCCAUCAUCCAGUCAGGAACUGUGUUAGGUCAUGCACCCUUCGAGCUGAAGGAAUUAGAAUAUCAGGGUCUGUUGAAGACGUUCAACGUCACUGGGUCAACGCCGCAAGAAAGACUGGAGCAGAUCAGGCAAAUCCCCGCGGAUCAGUUGAUAAAGUACCCUGGUGCCCAUAUCUUUCCUUUCGUCGAUGACAUCCCCGAUUUACACGUACGCCAACCUCUGUUCGCACGUGGACCAGUGACAUACACAAGCCAAACGGCAUUGAUCCAGUCGUGCGAAUGGCUGGAAGAGCUUGUCAUCGGUGACGAUUUCUGGGAAGGGCACCUCAUGACGGAUUACGUCCGCUCUGCCACCGCUCCGGCGUUUGUAGCGGUGUUGCUGUCGACAUUCCCUGAACCGCAGGCCGCGAAACUUCUCGAGGCCUAUGACAUGCCGAGCACGGUUGAUGCGGCCGAGACUGCCGACCAGAACCUGUUCUUGCGCAAUCUGACCCUUCUCGUCGGCGACAUGAUGUUUUCAGGCAUGAUCCAACGGCUCACGACUACGCUGGCGCGUGACAAGUCGCGGAAGGUGUACCGCUACGCUUUCGGCCUGUCGAACCCGUUCGUGGGAUCGAACCACAGUUUCGUGACCGGUCACCACUAUGUGGAGAUCUUGUUCAUUUUCCUCACGCUGUUGGAUCGGUAUCCCAGGCAUCGCGACAACUGGCUGGCGAAGCAAGCAUGCGAGACGGCGAAGCGCUGGAUCACGUUUGCACAUGGCCAGGCACCGUGGGACGAGUAUACGCUUGAAGCCGGGCAGGACGAGAUGCAAGGGAAGAUUGCAAUCUGCGAUGACUUCAAGGGGUGGCAUGUCAAGACGCUCGAGGAAGAUGAGGAGGAGGGUAAAACGUACCCGGCAGGACCCAGGAGGUAUGCGGCGUGGCAAUGUUACAACGAGGCACUAGAGGCAUUGCUGGGACCGGACAUGAGCGAAGAGGAGUGUCGGAGGAAGAUGGACAGUGCCAGCUUGAACGUCCUCAUGUAUCUGUUGUCGUUGACGAGGAAGGACGAGACGAAUAUUGAGGGAGGUGAGAGAUUGACGAGUGCGCUGGCGGAGGAGCCGUGA
Molecule: messenger RNA, 2031 nt
Organism: Exophiala spinifera
Lineage: Eukaryota; Fungi; Ascomycota; Eurotiomycetes; Chaetothyriales; Herpotrichiellaceae
Exons: 1
Coding region: 1-2031 (676 amino acids)
Source: RefSeq, a predicted model, not a curated record